Poeciliopsis prolifica (blackstripe livebearer) is the source of this 5805-nucleotide messenger RNA. RefSeq names its product NACHT, LRR and PYD domains-containing protein 4C-like. Gene Ontology annotation, molecular function: protein binding. Lineage: Eukaryota; Metazoa; Chordata; Actinopteri; Cyprinodontiformes; Poeciliidae. Gene Ontology annotation, biological process: regulation of apoptotic process. The record is from RefSeq and is a predicted model, not a curated record.
CUGAGCUGCUGCCAACGACUGCUUCUCUCUCAAUAUGUUCAGAUUUUGAAACUGAAGGAUUCACAUGUUGAUGGAAUGAAAAUCAUCCGAGCAGAGUGGAGAAAGACCUGCAGACAUGGAACACGACAAACUAAUGGACAUCAUUAAACAAAAUCUUAAAGCCAAUUUUCAGAAAAAAAUGAGCUGGACAUACGAGGGAACUUCAGAGAGUCGGACCAAACUCCAGGAUGUUUACACAAAGCUCUUCAUUGUGCAACAGGCUGACCAACAAGGCUGCAUCCAACAUGAGAUUCUGCAUCACCAAGCUCCUGAUGACAAGUCACCAUAUAUGGAGUCAGACUAUGAGCAGAUCAACAGUCUGGACAUUUUUAAACCAGGAAAAAGGCGUUUCCAACAACCAUCAACACAAUGUAAAGAAAUCCAAAGAGUGAUGACAAAAGGCAUUGCUGGUAUCGGGAAAACGUUUGCCGUCCAAAACUUUUCUCUAAACUGGGCAGAGGGCAAAUCCAAUCAGCACAUUGAUUUAAUCUUCGUCCUCCCCUUCAGAGAGCUGAACAUGAUUAAAGAUGGGGAACACAGUCUGCUGCAGCUCCUCCUUUACUUCUAUCCUGAGCUCAAACCACUCAAAGAUGCAAAACAGCUAAUUAACGAGAAAAUUCUGUUCAUCCUUGAUGGCCUGGAUGAAAACCGAUAUCCACUGGACUUUAAAGAAGCCAUGAGUACGAGUGAUAUCAAUCAGAAAACAAGACUUGAUGUGCUGCUGAUCAACCUGAUCAGAGGCAAUUUACUGCAUGAUGCUUUGCUGUGGAUUACAUCCAGACCUGCUGCAGCCUCCCAGAUUCCCUGGAAAUACAUUGACCAGGUGACAGAAGUGCAGGGAUUCACAGACCAAGAAAAGAACAACUACUUCCGAAAGAGACUGAGUUCUGUCCAGAAGGCUGAAGAACUGCUGUCGGCUCUCAGAGGGAUGAUAAGCUUCCACUUAAUGGGACAUAUCCCUGUCUUCUGUUGGAUUAUUGCUGAGGUAUUUAAGAAGGGAUGGAGUGACCGAAGAAUCACCACAAUGACUGAGUUGUACAUCUAUUACAUCCUGAUCCAAACCAAAAGAACAACACAGAAAUAUGAGUCAAAGAGUUCCAGGAAAGAAUCCCAAAAGAGAGUUUCAAAUCUUCAGAGCACUGGUUUACUGUUGAAACUAUCCAAACUGGCCUUUGAGCAGCUUCAUAAAGGAAACAUCAUCUUUUAUGAGGAAGACCUCACAGAGUGUGGCAUUGAUGCUGAUGACGCUUCUUUGUUUUGUGGGCUUUGCUCAGAAAUCCUGAAGCAGGAAUUUGGUCUGUACCAGAAGAAGAUGUUCAGUUUUGUGCAUUUGAGCUUUCAGGAGUUUCUAUCUGCUUUUUACGUGUUGCACUGCUGCAAGACGAACAACCUUCAUCCUCUGAGGUCCUUCCUGGGAGUUGACCCUGCAGAUACGAGCUUCCUGGAGCUGCAGAAAAAGGUGGUAGAUAAAGCCUUGCAGAGUGAGAAGGGUCAGUUAGACCUGUUUCUCUGUUUCUUCCUUGGACUCUCACUGAGGUCAAAUCAAGAAAUGAUCCAAAGUUUGCUUCCCCAGACGGAGAGAAGCUCGGACACUACUGACAGUUUAAAAGCUUAUAUAAGGAAUUUUCAUGCCGAUAACAUCCCGACAGAGAGGUGCAUUAAUCUUUUCCUUUGCAAGUUUGAGCUCAAAGAAAGAGAAUUUCAGGAUGACGUUGGGAAGUACCUGAAAUUAGGAGUGAGGCUGUCAACCAUUGACUGCUCAGUGCUGUCAACCCUGCUGCAGAUGUCUGGUGAAGUGAUUGAAGAGCUCGAUCUGACCAGAUGCUGCAUAUUGGAUUCUGGGACUGAGAAGCUUCUCCAGCUAGUAGGAAACUGCAGGAAAGCUGUACUCAAGAGCAGACAUGUGCAAGACUUUAACCUCCACAUACUGCUGUCCGUUCUUCAGUCAGAAGAGUCAAGCUUACAGGAACUGUGUCUGCAUGGAACUCAUACCAUACAGACGCCGCUUCCUUUUGAGCUCUUUGUGGUGCUGGAGAGCCCUGUGUGCAAACUGCAGACCCUCAGAUUGUCUGGUUUCUCGCUGGACUUCAUGAGGCGUCGCCAACUUGCCACCGUGCUUCAGGUCGAACAAUCCAACUUGACAACUUUGGACCUGACAAACUGUACUUACAGUUAUGUUAAGAAUUACUCUGGAAAUUUUUCAGAACAUGAGAAGAAGGAAAAAUAUGAAGAUUUUAUUGACGAACCAUUGACUCUGAUUUCCACUGGAUUGAUUGGGCCUCUCUGUAAACUGAAGGACUUUGGGAUGAAGAGCUGUAAUCUGAGAAGUGGAUGCUGUCAGGUGUUUGCCGCGGCUCUCAGGUCCAACACCCAGCUGAGAAAACUGGAUCUGAGUAACAACCAGAUCCAGGAUCUGGGAGUGCAGCUGCUCUCCGGUGGACUGGGUGAUUCAAACUGUCGGUUGGAGUCUCUCAGGUUGUCAUGCUGUGGGAUCUCACAGGAAGGAUGUGCCUCUUUGGCCUCGGCUCUGAAGUCCAACCCUCUCUGUCUAACAGAGCUGGACGUGAGCUACAACCAUCCGGGACAGCUUGGAGUCAAGAUGCUCCUGGAGAGACUGGAGGACCCGAAAUGCAGACUGGAGAAACUCAAUGUGGAGCAUAAUGAAGAGUACUGGAUCAACCCACAGCUUCUGAACAAAUACGCCUGCGAUUUGACCUUUGACAUAAAUACUGCCAAUAAAUACCUGAUCCUGUCUGAGAGUAACAGAACAGUUCGUUUGACGGAGGAAAAGCAGAAGUAUCCUGAUCACCCAGAGAGGUUUAAAUAUGAGGGUCAGGUGAUGUGCAGAGAAGCUCUGACUGGACGCCAUUACUGGGAGGUGGAGGGAACUUCAGUCAAAAACCUGGGCGUUGCCUUUCAGGAGGUUAAGAGGAAAGGAUGCAACUUUCAGAUGGACUGGAGCAAUAAGACGUGGAUGUUGCAUAACUAUUUACUGCAUGGCUUCACGUUUCGCCACGGACAUCAGGAGGUCUACGUUCCGAUCACAUUUAUUGAUGACCAAGGAUUCGUGGCCCGACCCCGACCCAUGAGAGUUGGACUGUUUCUGGACUGGCCAGCUGGGAUUCUGUGUUUUUACUGGCUGUCUGGUGACACAAGAACUCUGCUUCACACCUUCCACUCAACGUUCACGGAGCCUGUUUACCCAGCGUUCACUGUUCAGGCCUUUUCUUUGACUCUGCUGCCUGCUGACAAACUGGAAACAGAACAUGUUCCUGUGAGCUUCACACCUGAGGUGAGCAGAGAGAGGAUCGGCGUCUCUUACAGCUUCCAGUUUCCUGGUUCAGGUCUGUUCCGAUGUUCUCUGACUGGUCUGGUGUUCGGAGUGACCCGGGAGGCGAAGCUGACCUACAAGACUCAAAUCUGGGAUGAGAAGCUGCUUCAGACGGCGAACAAACUGCCAGGCGGCCCUUUGUUCAGCAUCGAAUGUCGUCAGGACUGUAUCAGAGAGCUGCAGCUGCCACACUGUCAGCCUGAAGCAGCCCUGCUGCCUGCCUGCCUCUCGGUCGGCCACAUCACUGAUGAUGGGAUGAGCGUCGUUCCGUCACUGAGGGUCACAGAAACCCACGUGGUGGUGAGCGUCUCACAGCUUUCUGGCUUCGGCGUCGUGUUGGACCGGAUCAAGAGGUUCCUGACCAAGCCGAUUCGGGGCCAAGUUCUGCUGUUCCUGAGACGGCUGCAGCGACCGCUCAGCAUCCUCAGUGUGAUUCUGCUGCCCAGCAACGUUCCUCUGCAGGACGUGAAAGAGCAGCACAACGGUUCCAAGUUCAUCCAGGCUCCAUCCUUCUGCUCCUUCCACAAAGGGAAAACCUACCGCCUCCACAGCGACCCGGCGGGCCUCGCCAUCCAACCCAAAGCGGCUCAGUUCUUUGAGAACUACGGACCAAAUUACCACGCCACGUUUGAGAUCACGCUGCCGACGAGAACGGAGGACGUGACGGUGACGGUCCAGAGUCCGGAAGAGGAAAACGUCUGGGACUACGCCCUGCACCUGCCAGCCUCUCCUGGACCAGCAGACCAAAGGCGACUGCGGCUCGCAGAAAGUUUGUCAGCGGGGGAGAAGCUGAGAAGCGUCCGGCCGGACUUCAUCGAUCACGUGUCCAACCCGGUUCUGGACAAGCUGCUGGACGAGCUGCAGCACUGCAGGGUGAUAUCAGACGCUGAGGCGGACCAGAUCAGAACCAAACCCAGAGCAGAAAAAGCCCGAGAGAUGAUUGACACGGUGAGGAAGAAAGGAGCAGAGGCCAGCUCCAGAAUGACCUCUGCCCUCUGCGCCAAUGACCCGUAUCUGAGCAGCGAACUGGGCUUACUGUGACGGACAGAACCAGACAGAACCGGACAGAACCAGGAAGAACCAGGAAAAACCGGACAGAACCAGGAAGAACCGGACAGAACCAGGAAGAACCAGACAGAACCAGGAAGAACCAGGAAGAACCGGACAGAACCAGGAAGAACUGGACAGAACCAGACAGAACCGGACAGAACCAGACAGAACCGGACAGAACUGGACAUUGAAACGAUGAUUUUAUUCCCGCAUGUCGACUUUGCGUUCUGAGAGUAUUUUAGUGAUUCUUCGUGUUUCGUGUUGCACUGUGUGACGAAUCAGACGAUCAGCAGCAGGAAAACCAGAAGAUGAUCAAAUAAAUGCUGAUGAUUUUGCUGCUUCCUUCAACAGAUGAUUUAAUGACAGGUGAUCAACAAUAGAGCUUUAAUACAAAUCGUUAAAGAACUGAAAGCAAAACAUAAAAGUUCAACAUUAAUACCAUUUCUGGUCCAUCCAGGAUCUGAUCUCAGCAGGUUGAAACUUUCUGCGUAGAGAACAAGAAGAUGACAAAAUGAACAUUAUUUUUAUUGAAGGUUAAUAUCAAUUCAAUCACCUCAACUUUAAUACUUCACUUUUUAGUUGUACUUACAUUAAUACAUUAUAAUAAAUGUCAAAAACAUUCACCAGAUCGACAGAGAAUCUGAAGAAACUCAGAACAGAAAAUAAUGGACAUAUUGAUAAACCUGAUCAGCUGCUGCCUGCAGUACUCCUCCUGUCCACCAGAGGGAGGUAGAGACCAAUCUAAUGUCUAAGAAGCAGCAUGAGGAAUAAACAUAUUAAAAUCAUUUAUUUGAGUUUAAACGCCAACAGAACUGUAUUAAUCUGUGUGAAGAUGAGUUUAGUUCAUAUUUUCUGUUUUUGUGAUGUUUAAAAUCUUCCUCUGAUUAUUUGAUGAUCAUGGAUGUGAAACAUUGUGAACAAGCAUCAGACAUGAGAACCGGGUCUGUGUGCUUGUGGUGCUAACGUCUGUUUUCACUUUGCCGGGGAAACAAUACCUGACUGAGUCGGUUUCAGGAUUGACCUCAAAGUUUUGCUCACGUCAUUCAGAGACGAGAGAGCCGCUCUGAGGUUUCACACCUGAUGCUGCUGCAGUGGGUCUCUGCUCUUUGUCCUGGGAGGGUUUCGAGGCAGAAGAGGCAGGGCUGCUGCUGCAGGCCUCAUUAAAUGCUCUGCUGCUUUAAAAGCUGCAGCAAAGGGAGGCUUUUCUCCUCUCAGAUCUCCACUUGGUUUGGUUUGUAUCUUAGGUUUUGUUGGGUUUUGUCUUGCAUUUGCUUAUUUCUGGUUAGUUAUGGGUUUUGUCAUUAACUUAUUUUGGUUUCUCAUUUCAGGUAUUUGUGUCAGUUGUUAUUUCUUCAGUAUACUUUAAUAAAUUCAUUUUCUCUUAA